GCCGCCGCUCGCGCCGCUCACCGCGCACGCGACGCAUGCUGCAGGGAGUGACACGCGUUCCAUUGAGAUCGUGGAAGGUCGCGUGGUCUCCCGGGGGCCGGGCGGCACGCCGCUGGCGCUGAUGCCGCCGCGCCGCAGCUCGCCGCUCGCUCUCGCCGCUCCCGCCGCUCCCGCCGCCGCCGCCGCGCCCGCGCUCGCCGCCGCAGACAUCAUGCAGCUGCCCAUCGUGUUCGCCGACGACGACCGCACCGUCGCGCCGCAGCCAGAUGCGGGCGUGCCGCCGGGCGGCGUGACGGUGACGAGCGGCUCGCGGCGCGGCGGCGCGCGGCGGGGCGCGCUGCGCUACACGCGCGUCAUCGUGGCCAAGCGCGCCGCGCCCGCGCCCGCCACCCCGCGCCCGCUGCUGGUGCGGCGCGGCGUGCGCCUCGUGCCGCGGACCACGUAG
Molecule: messenger RNA, 445 nt
Organism: Ostrinia furnacalis (Asian corn borer)
Lineage: Eukaryota; Metazoa; Arthropoda; Insecta; Lepidoptera; Crambidae
Exons: 4
Coding region: 122-445 (107 amino acids)
Source: RefSeq, a predicted model, not a curated record